AUGAGCCAAGAACAAGAGACACUCGGGGAUUUGGAGCUUACAGACAGCCAUGACUCUCCCCAGGUAGAACCAGAAGAGAACGAACUGGUACCCCAAUCUAGCAACACCAAGAGACUUUCAGAUACUGCAUGGAAACAGGCCUCGAGAAGCGUGGAUGAAGAACUCGUGUCUGGAUUGAGUAAUGAGGAUUUAUGGUUGCUCGUCAGGCGGUUCAACAAGCAAAUUUACUAUGUUAAGGCUGCACCGGAUGCUCCUGUAAAGGAGCUUGAUCUCAAUCGAGCGGAAGACGAGCAUUUCCCCCCGGAAAAGCUACGAAUGACCCUUGAACGAUUCUAUACUUCAGUUGUCGUUGGAUUGGCCGGUUUCUUCAAACAAAUUGCUAGGCUGCGCUCGUGGAAAGAACCUCGACGUACAUCAAUAUUCUGUGCAGUCUAUUUCGUUAUGUGGCUUUUGGAUAGUCUCGCUCUAGCGUUCCUCGGUGCUCUUGUUUCCUUGGUUGUUUUCCCGCCAUGUCGGACACUGCUGUUCCCCCCUGCGCCUAUCGCAUUGGUUGAUGGCGACACCGGUAGUGUGAAGAAACCUCAGGCCGGUGAACUUGGAUAUGACAGCAUAACUGGAGCACCGGAGAGAUACAAGGGUGAAGCAGCUGAGCAAGAGGCCAGAAACUUGGUUAACAGCGUUGCUGGUGUUGCCAUGGAAAGCGCUGCUGCCAAGUAUGGCCAGGGUGUGGUGCCCGAAGAAGAUUCUGCAGAGUCCCCUAUCUCUGACACGAUGGAAAUUGCUACUACAGCAGCAGGUGAUAAUACUGAAGACGCCCCUGCUGAUGACAAGACAAAGAAGCCCAUGAAGAAAAAAGUGAUCAAGGCUACCAAUCAAACGAUGCGUGUGGUCAGUGAUAUCACGGAUAUCUGGGAGAAGUUUGCGAAUGCUCUGUCUCCAACGCCACCAUUCUCUGCAAUAACACCUCGUCUGCGCCUAGCGGGAAUUUUGGUCUCUAUAUGCUUGGCAAUACACCUAACAUCAAGUUAUUUGGUUAUCAAAGCAGGUGCCUUUGCUGUUGGAUUUGGAUUUUUCGGUGAUCCGGUUAUUCAAAGUUCUCUAGACUUUUUGAACAACCGAAUUCCUGAUUGGAAAAAGCAUUUGGAUCUGCAAAAUUCACUUCUGAAAGGAGUCCCCACAAAUGCUCAACUCACCUUGACCUUGCUCCGGAUUGGCGAAAUAAACACUACACCUUUGCCGCCCCCUCCAACCUCACAAAACAACGAGCCGCAAUGGCCUAUUCGUCGCUCAAAAUCCAGUACUACUACUUCCAGUGGAGGAAAGGACAAGGAUACCUCCACUGAUCUCCAAAGGCAGGGUUCAGAUGAGUCUUUGUCGGCACCAAAGUCCAAGAGAAGAUGGGUCGUCAAAGUCCUCAGAUUCUUCCGUCGUACGAUAGCAACAGCAAUCAAAAGCCACAUUGCAGUCGAUCGGGCCAUGGCCAUUGCAGGCUCUGCACAUACGAAGAAUUUGGUUGGUAUGGUUGGUAUGUUGCGCCAGAAGGGCUGGAUCUCCGCUCCAUACGGGCCUAUAAAAUUUGACGCGAAAUAUGAACGCAAACGGGGUGCCGUUGUCAUCGACUCAUCAAAGGAACCGCCCAUACUUUACUUUACAACAUAUCAGUCUUCUGGGUUGGAUGAUCUGCGUUUGGAAAGCAGAAAGAAGGGUUCUGUUUUGUUUCAAAUCCCUGUCACUGACAUCAAAGAAUUGAAAAAGACAGAAGGACUAGGCUGGAAGGGUAAGUUGAUUGUUGAAUUGACUGCCGGCAGCAAAGAGGCAGCAGAUGGCUUGAUUAUUGUUGGAAAGGAGACAGAUCAAUCCUACCACAUCACGGGCAUGAGGUCGAGGAACGAGUUGUUUAAUCGCCUGGUUGCCAUUGACGCACAAUUUUGGGAGAGUCGUUAA
Messenger RNA from Aspergillus wentii DTO 134E9, 1944 nucleotides. RefSeq names its product DUF3292 domain-containing protein. The transcript has 5 exons. NCBI's taxonomy places the organism in Eukaryota, Fungi, Ascomycota, Eurotiomycetes, Eurotiales, Aspergillaceae. Bases 1 to 1944 code for a protein of 647 amino acids. The record is from RefSeq and is a predicted model, not a curated record.